CAACUGUCGCUCACCAGGCUCACAGCCGAAGCUUUGGGAGGGGCACACUGUUGAACUGCGGCAGGGUUUCGAUCGAGCUGGGUGGUCACUUGCUUUUGUUGGGGGGGGAAUUUGUUCUGGGGAAAGGAUGCACCUGCCGGACGCCGUCAUCAAGAAUGUCGCUGACCGGUUGGUGCAGCAGCCAGACAGCCAGGCUGUCCUGGUGUCGCUCAUGUCCAUGUGCGGCGUGUGCAAGCAGUGGCGGGAUGUAGCGCGUCAUCUUGAGGAAGGCGUCCUGCACUUCGACGCCCUGCGAGCCUGCGGCAGGAACAGGGUGGGCCGGCCCCUGACGCCUGCCGAGCUCACGUUCCGGAAGUCCAGCACGGCCGCCAAGAAGGCCUUCUUCCAGUCCGCCGCGCGCCUGCUCACCGGCUACACGGAGGUCGUUCUGGCCGGCGAGGGUAUCACGGAUGUCACGCUGCUGGAGGCCGCCAGAGCUGCCGGAGACAAGCUGGUAUCCAUCGAGGUCAAGGACACUUCCACCGUCACGGACGCUGGCUUCGCGAGCCUGGCCCUGUUCACCCCCCGCCUCGUGCGCCUGCGGCUGACCAACCUGCCCCGCGUCCGAGGGGGCUUCAUCGCCGGCCUGCUGGAGCGCUGCCCUCGCCUGGAAGUGCUGCACCUGGAGAAUCUGCCUAGCUGCUGGGAGGGCCAGGGCUUCAGCAGCCCCAGCGUCAGCAGGGCCAAGGCCCUGCGCACCCUGAGCAUUCUGGGCUGCAAGGUUGACAUGAGCGCUGCCGCUCUGCUGGCCAAGGUGUCCGAGCUGCGCUCCUUCACCUACGACGGGCCUCCCAGCCUGAUGCGCGUUGCCACCACUUUUUGCCCAAAGCUGGAGGAGGUGAGCUACACCUCGUCCUGCCCGGAGGCGGUCAACGAGACGGUGCGGUGCCUGCUGGCCGCACGCAACCUGCGCACGCUGGAGAUGACGCCGCGCAACAUGGCGCUGCAGCCGGAGCAGCUGCACGCGCUGGGCAUGCUGCCGCUGACGGAGCUGCGCCUCAACUCCUUCAUGUACAACCAGCAGCCCGCCAUCAACCGCGCCAGCCAGAGCCACCUCGACAACGAGGGCGUCCGCGCGCUCGUCGACUCCAUCUGCCACCGCGGAUGCUUGAUGACAGGCGCAUUUGCGAAGCCGUUCCGGCUGUCGCUGUGCGGCGCGACGGCGCUGACGCACGACGCGGUGAGCGCUCUGCUGCGGCUGCCGCUGCUGAGCGAGCUCAAGAUCGACGGCUGCUUCCGCAUCAACUCCAUGGACAAGAUGCGCCUCGUCGCCAAGGUCAAGGCCGGCGCCAGCCUCGGUGCCUCCACUGUGCUCUGCGGCCGCUCUGCCGCCGAAUCCGCCCAGGACCAGCGCGCCUUCGCCUCCCACCUGCACCGCAUGCUGCGCUCCAUCGCCUGAUGUUGCAGCGCAGAUCAUCACCCCACAGCCACGCACCACCCCUGCUCAGAGAUCUAGACGAUCAUCAUCGUGUGCCAAGACACACAGAAUGCCAAGAGAGAGAGAAAGAAGCACUGUAGACUGCAUGCAGCAUGGAGUCGGACAGCAGAGCUCGCCCAGAGGCUGUCCUCUGGGAGGCUUGCUUGGAUCUUCUGCCAUCAUGGGCAGGUAAUAACGUAGAUAGAGGCACUGGAUACUUGAUAUUGAGAAGGGCGUUGCAGUCUGCCACAGCACCACUGGGAGGAUGGCAUGAUGACACAUGGUUUGCAUGCAUGUACCGGCUGAUGUUUGAGCCUCUGCCAAUGCAUGCGGGAGGCGGAUCAGCCUAGCCAACUAGACGAGGCUGGUGUGACAUAGCGAUUCACGCGCAGCCUCGAUCAGGUGGCAGGAACAGAUAGACGUCAGUUUUGAGCCCUUGUCGCUUUGUACAUGAGGCCGUCAACUUUGGCCGAGGAGCAGACAGGGCGUUUCCACACUUUUCCGUCCGGUCACUUUUAUUGGAAUUCGACGUGCCCACUUCUGUUUGCUGGAGGCGUCCUCUACCCUCAGCGGGUGUGGGUGUCUUCAAUUUGCAGGAUCUGGGUUUGUCAUCUACAGUUGGUUGACUUUUAUACUUGGGCUGGUUUCUUGAUGUUGAGGGCCAGAGCUGGGCUCUCAAGCCUGCUCGCCAGACAUGGUCAUAUCCUGAGGCCCGCACGCAAGCCAGGCAUUUGUUUGUACUGUCCAACAAUUUAUUUGAUGUACAGCAGCCGCCUCACCCGAGGGGGCCAACAUGCCCUUUUGUGUUGCUCUAAUAAUGCUAAGUACCAACAGAUUAUACAGGGAAGUGUUUUGUGUAUGUCAAUGGAAAUGUGAUAGGGGUACGCUGCUUACUGCAGCUGCAACCUUUCAAUAGUACUUGGAGGAGGCAGUGUUGCUUACGGAUCAGGCAUGGGCAUCUGGGCACAAAUGCCGUGACUGCUUUGGAAGUGUUGUUGACAUCACUUUAGGUCAGGCGAGUGAUCAACACCAUGUCAGUGACCCCUAGCGGCAAUCCCUACGUGGCAUCUUACAAGUUGCCACAGCAAAAGGCAGUGCCCAGCUCUGUGCGGUAGAGUUUGCUGUGUAAGGUGACAGAUAUAUAUGA
This is a messenger RNA of Coccomyxa subellipsoidea C-169, 2603 nucleotides long. RefSeq lists its product as hypothetical. Bases 128 to 1438 code for a protein of 436 amino acids. The record is from RefSeq and is a predicted model, not a curated record. The transcript has 5 exons. Gene Ontology annotation, biological process: SCF-dependent proteasomal ubiquitin-dependent protein catabolic process. Lineage: Eukaryota; Viridiplantae; Chlorophyta; Trebouxiophyceae; Coccomyxaceae. Gene Ontology annotation, cellular component: SCF ubiquitin ligase complex.